GAAUGAUUUACGAUUGAUGACGUAAGAUACGAUAUUAAGUCCGAGUUAUCAUGGCGGAGAUGACUUACAACUGUACCUGACAUAUUACCAAGGUUUAUGGCCAACUUGGGAACAGAUUUGAAGUACUUGAGAGAUGAUCAGCCAGCGCCUGCCCUUGUCUUAGUUCCAUUCCUCGAUUGCCUUCAAUCCAGGCCAUCCCAAACCCAAGUUCUCCCUCCUUUUAGAACCACCAACCAACAUCAAUCUUGAGGAAGCCGGCCACGGAAACCUUGAGUUUGCCCAUUUCGAGAGUCAAGUACUCAAGUACUUGAAUAGUAAUCAGGUGCGGGAAGUCGCUAAAAUUAGGUAGAUAGGCACCAGAUCUGACUCUCAUCUACAACUCUCAACCUUCAUCCCACAUACCUACCUCGCAAGUAGCCUACCUACCUACCUACCUACAAUAUCAAUUCCAACCCACCAUAACAAAAUCACUCUCCAAUCAACCAAACCCCAUGACCACCCCAACCCGGCAUCCCUACCACGGCUCCUGCCACUGCGGGCACACCCGGUACAUCAGCUACCUAACGCUCCCACCGCCCCUCACAACCGCGACCCCCCCAUCCUCGCGCUCCACCCUCCGAAUCCGGAAAUGCAACUGUACGACGUGUCACAAGAUGUCAAUUUUCCACGUCCGACUCAUGGACUCCCCUUCUGAUUUCCUACUUCUCAAUCCUCUCGACCCAAGCUCUGCCAAUAGCGGGCUUACCGAUUACGUAUGUUCUGGCGAGGGCAAAAAAUUGCAUUUUUAUUUCUGUGGGAUAUGCGGUGUGAGAUGUUUUGCGUUCUGGGGAAAGGGCGUUAGGAGAAAUGUGGAAAUUGAGGGAGGGAUGAGAGAGGUGUGGACCCCGGAUCCGGAGGGUUGGAUUGAGGGCGCGGAGGAAGGAACGGGCUAUUUGAGUGUGAAUGCGGCGACCCUGGAUGCGGGACAGGAAGGGCUUGAUUUGAAGGAGUGGAUGGAAAAAGGCUGGAUUGCGUAUUUGGAUGGGAAGAAUGAUUUUAGGGGUGCGCCGAGACUGGGGGUGCCGUAUGAGGGGGGGAUGUAUUGA
Messenger RNA from Amorphotheca resinae ATCC 22711, 1085 nucleotides. RefSeq lists its product as hypothetical. The coding region runs from base 492 to 1085 and encodes 197 amino acids. The record is from RefSeq and is a predicted model, not a curated record. NCBI's taxonomy places the organism in Eukaryota, Fungi, Ascomycota, Leotiomycetes, Helotiales, Amorphothecaceae. The transcript has a single exon. Gene Ontology annotation, molecular function: carbon-sulfur lyase activity.